This is a messenger RNA of Aphidius gifuensis, 2167 nucleotides long. Its product is annotated as shematrin-like protein 3. Bases 1036 to 1779 code for a protein of 247 amino acids. The record is from RefSeq and is a predicted model, not a curated record. The transcript is spliced from 3 exons. NCBI's taxonomy places the organism in Eukaryota, Metazoa, Arthropoda, Insecta, Hymenoptera, Braconidae.
UAACAAGUCUAAAUUAUUAUCUAUUGUAUUGGCAAUAGGCAAGCUAUAUUGUUUAUCUAGUGAAGUGAUGAGUUUCGUUGAUGAUGAUGUGUUGUUAGUAAGUUUUUAAACUUUUGUGCGAUGAUGCGAAAAGUUUUAAAACUAGAUCGUCAAAAAGGUAUGUAUAUCCAAAGUCUUACCAUCAAUGUGUUCUUCGACAUUAACUAGUUUUCGCAAUAUGCACCUCUCUUAAAGGUCGAGUUCGAGAGUUUGAAUAUUGUGUAUAACCAUCGUCCAACAUUUACGACCACAGCAGUACUAAUUGUAGUUGGUGUAAUAUUGGUGCUAUACACUUACCUUAACAUCUCUUGCCCAACUUUUUCGUUUCGUUUCAUUUCAUUUUGUUUUUUUUUUAUUUUUCAAAUUUUUUUAUAUAUUGAUUACACUGUAUAUAAUACACUUUGUUUAACGUCAUAGAACCAAAUAGAUGAAGCGUGUGAAACACACUGUCUACUUCAAUCACUUGGAUUAUAUUAUUAUACGCCUACUCUGAUUCAAACUAUAUAUAAAAGUUAAAUAGUCUCAUAUAUAUAGACACAAAGAGAAUAUUAUCAAGACCACAAUCCAUGAAAAAUGAAAAAAAUUCCGAGUCACCCUCGAACACUCUCACAUUGAAUACAAAAAAAGGAAAAAAAAAAAAUUGAUACAUAGAAGAAAAAAAAAAAAACACAUUGACCUAGUUAAAAAAUAUUUAACUAUUAUUACGAGAGUAUGGAAUUUAACACGUAUCAUUCUCCCUUUCUUUGAUUCUGUUAAUGAAGAAAUCAAUGAUUUUUUUUACAUACAUUUGAUGUUUACCUGGAUUAUAAUAGGUAAUAACACUGACUGAAGGACAAAAUAAAACCGAGUGCACCCGGUCAAUUGGGCGUGGCAUUUAAACGACCUUCUUGCAAAAUAAAUAAAUGAAAAUACCAUCAACGGAUAUUAUUAUUUGAAGGGAUAAGUGCGGGGGGCACAGUUUAACAUCCUAGUGUUGUUGGUAUAUAAGAUUGAAUAAUGCCAGUUAAAUGCACACUCUGUCUACUAAGCGUCCCUAAGAAGUAUCCAGACAAGAUGAACGCAUUUAUAAUUAUUUCAUUGGCUGUAUGUGGCUUGGCAAAUGCCGGUUCAUAUGUACCAACUGUAUAUGGAGGAUAUGGAGGAUAUGGAGCUCAUGGUAUUGCUGUAGCUGGACCCCAUGUACCAGGUAGUGUUAUAUCUGGACCUGCUAUUGGUAGUAGCCAUCUUGCUGGACCUGUAUCUGGACCAGUACAUGUAUCAGGUGCUGUUGCUGGUAGUGCAACUGUAACUGGAUCAGUUGCUGGUCCAGCAUACGUUGAAGGAUAUGGUAGUGAUUAUGAUGGAUCUUAUGAUGUUUAUGGUAAUGGUGCUUAUGCACAUGGUGGAUAUGCACAUGCUGGUUAUGCACACACUGCUUAUCCAUAUGCAGGAUAUGCAAAUAAAUAUGUUGGAGGAUAUGGACAUGGACCAUCUGGUGUUGUAAUUGCUGGACCAGCAAUUCAUGGAUCCGUUUAUGCUAGUCAUAGUGGUUAUGCUCCAGCUCAUGGUGCUGUUUAUGGUGGUCAUGGUACUGUUCUUGCUGGUCCACACAGCCAUGGAGCAGUUGUUGCUGGUCCACAUUCUGGUAAUGCUGCUGUAUCUGGUCCAUCUGCUGGUGAUGUUGUCAUUCAAGGACCAUCCGGUAAAAUUACUGCUCAUGGAGCUGGACACGGAGCUGCAAUACAUACAGGACAUUACUAAAUAUUUUACUUGAUAAAUUAAUUUUGUCAAUAAUUUAAUACAUCAAAGGAAAAAAAAAAAACAUCUGGAUAAUGAAAUUUUUAUAUUUAUAAAUCGGUAGCAAUUUUAAUUGAAUAUCGUAAUAUUACUUUUUUUUUAUAUAUAUGUACAUAAAACAAGUCGAGUCUGUUAUACGAGCGAAAUAAAGUUUUUUUAUUUGAAACAAUGAGUAUUUAUUUAUUUACAUUUUUUAUGAAAGUUUAUUCAUUGAUAUGUCUCAAUAAAUUUUCUGUUUGUAUGAAUUUUGAAAUUUAAUUAAUUAUUUUAAAAAUUAUCAACUUUUAUAUAUUUUAAUAUAUUAAAUCGAUAUAUUGUAUAUUGUCGUUGAGUAUUAAAUAUUUCAAAAAUA